GUAAUUUAUAAUCAUAUAAAAAAUAAUUUAAUAUAUAAAAAAAUAAAAAAGAUGGUUACCUCGAUAUGUGAAUAAUGAUUGAUUAUAGGAAAAUUUUGCGUUAGGUGCACGACUUGGCAACACCGCUAUAAAGUUGCAACCUGGUUGGAUAGAAAUGUUCUGUGUCAAAUGUCAAAAAUCACAUGUUUGCAUAUUCAAGUUUCACCCCCCUGGUCUGCACAGUGGAAGCGUCGUUUUCUGUUCGUAAUUUGUUAUACAGAAAACUUAAUCAAACCGUUGUGUUGUGAUCAAACUGUGUGUUUUAUCGACUGCUUUAAGUAUGGAAGAAAAAACUUGGACAGUUGUUCAGUUUUUGGAUGAUGGGACUGUUGAGGCAGUUUCAUCAUCAUGGAUACAAGGAGAUCUUUGCCAUUGGCCAUCUUUCGCUCGACAAAAACUGAAUUUAGUCAUCAGAAAGUGGGAGCCUUUAAACACUUGUUGGCCAACCCACUCCGUCAAAAUUUUCAGAUGUGCAACUUUUGACGACUACAUUAAAGCAAGGGCAAAAGCUAAGGUUGCUGAAGAAACGAGUGAUUUAAAUACAGAUGAAAAUUGCGAUCCUCAAAAGCGAAAGAGGGUACAAAAAAUAGUAUCCUCAAGCGAGGAAUCAAUCAAUGGUUCUGUUCUAGAGCAACCACCAAAAAUUAAAUUAUUUAGAAAAAACAAAAACCAAAAAUCAACAGUGAGAAAAUUUUUGGGAACAUUUUUAAUGAUGAUAAUAAUUUCAAACCCCAAUGACAAAGAUAAACAAAUAAAAACCCUAAUCCAGCAAAAUCACAUCCUAAGGGGCCUAAUAACUGAUACUCUUCAUGAAGUAAAAGAAAUAAAACAAAUAAUGUUAAAUGGGAACGCAAAAGAAAAUAAAAAUAGAAAAACAAGUUUAUUCCAAAAUGAACAAAUUAAGUUUCCCAUUGGCGAGGACGAAGACUUUCAAAAACUUGAAAGCCUUCUUGAGAACGAAGAAGAAUUUUUGAACGCGAACGAGGAACGCUUCCAGAGAGCCUGGUUGUUUAACCUAGCGAGGCUGAAAGGCAGAAUGAAUGUGCGGAGGCUCGCGCAGCUUCUUUUAUAG
Molecule: messenger RNA, 1111 nt
Organism: Brassicogethes aeneus
Lineage: Eukaryota; Metazoa; Arthropoda; Insecta; Coleoptera; Nitidulidae
Source: the annotation of a GenBank genome assembly